AUGUCUAAAGUCUUCUUCGACCUGGAGUGGGAGGGUCCCGUCCUCGACGCUGGUGGCAGACCUACCCGCGAGGUCAAGGUCCAGCAGGGCCGUGUCACUUUCGACCUCUACGACAGCAUCGUCCCCAAGACCACCCGAAACUUCCGUGAGCUCUGCACUGGCAAGCCCGGCUUCGGCUACAAGGGCUCCUCCUUCCACCGCAUCAUCCCCGAGUUCAUGCUCCAGGGUGGUGACUUCACCCGUGGCAACGGCACCGGUGGCAAGUCCAUCUACGGCGAGAAGUUCGCUGAUGAGAACUUCGAGAAGAAGCACACUAAGCCCGGUCUGUUGUCCAUGGCCAACGCCGGCCCCAACACCAACGGGUCCCAAUUCUUCAUCACCACCGUCCCCACUUCCUGGUUGGACGGCCGCCACGUCGUUUUCGGCGAGGUUUCCGAUGAUGAGGGUCUGAGAAUUGUCAAGGCCAUCGAGGCCACCGGCUCCGCCAGCGGUGCCGUCAAGUACAGCAAGAAGCCCACCAUUGUCAACUCUGGUGAGCUGUAA
Phaeoacremonium minimum UCRPA7 is the source of this 543-nucleotide messenger RNA. RefSeq names its product putative peptidyl-prolyl cis-trans isomerase protein. Lineage: Eukaryota; Fungi; Ascomycota; Sordariomycetes; Togniniales; Togniniaceae. Gene Ontology annotation, biological process: protein folding; protein peptidyl-prolyl isomerization. Gene Ontology annotation, molecular function: peptidyl-prolyl cis-trans isomerase activity. The transcript is spliced from 5 exons. The record is from RefSeq and is a predicted model, not a curated record. Bases 1 to 543 code for a protein of 180 amino acids.